This is a messenger RNA of Peromyscus leucopus (white-footed mouse), 2642 nucleotides long. RefSeq names its product ankyrin repeat domain-containing protein 7-like. The transcript is spliced from 5 exons. Bases 250 to 1020 code for a protein of 256 amino acids. Gene Ontology annotation, molecular function: protein binding. The record is from RefSeq and is a predicted model, not a curated record. NCBI's taxonomy places the organism in Eukaryota, Metazoa, Chordata, Mammalia, Rodentia, Cricetidae.
UGCUUGGCAACCUGGAGUCCAGCAACUGUAUCUAGGGGUGUCAUAAGCUAUUUCCCCCACCAUACAGUUUUAGUGUGGGACCUUGUGGGCGUAUCUUGAUUUUUCCAUAAUUCUGAGUUGGGGAAUUAGUGGGCCAAAGGACAAAUACUGAGCUAAUUCUGAGUUGGGGAAUUAGUGGGCUAAAGGACAAAUACUAGGGAAAAUCCGAAGGUCAGGGCCAGGCGGUGAGACCAGUAAGUAUCUUCAGUCAUGAAGAACUUGGUUCAUGGAAUUAAGGAAAAGACACCUAUGGGUUUCUGCGAUGUCCCAGGAAAAAACUUGUUGGACUUUUUACGGGAUAUGAAAAGCAUUUGUGCAAACGAAGCCAGAUACAAACCUCGCAAAAAGAUCCACCAGGCUGCAAGUGAAGGUGAUGUCAAGAAACUGCAGAGAAUGAUAAACCUUGGGAAACACAGCGUGCAUGACAGAGACUUUAAGGAAAGGACUGCUCUGCAUUUUGCUUGCAUCUAUGGCAGGGAAGAAGUAGUAAGUAUUCUACUGAGAAAUAAUUGUGAUAUUGAUGCUGUUGACAGGAAUUCCGUCACACCUCUGAUGAAGGCUGUACAAAACUGGUCAUAUGGGUGCAUGUGUACAUUGUUGAAGCACGGUGCUAAUCCCAAUCGUAUGGACAAAAAUGGCAAUACUUCUCUUCACUAUGCUGUGUCUGAAGACAAUCAGAAGCUGGUUGAAUAUUUGCUUAAAUACAAUGCAGACAUGGAACAAAAGAACAAGGAUGGCUUUACACCACUUUUACUGGCUCUCAAGGAAAACAAAAUAGAGAUGGCGAAAUUUUUAGUAAAGAAGGGGGCAAAUAUACAUGUAUUUGAUAAGAUGAAAAGAAACACACUCUUAUAUGCCAUAAGAUGGGAUUCAACAGAUAUGGUCAGUCUAUUUCUGGAUGAAGGCAUUGACUUUUUCUUUAAAGAUGUGUUUGGAUGGACUGCGUUACGCUAUGCUAUUGAAGGCACAAGGAAAGGGUAGGUAUUUGCAGUGUAAUGCUAGCAAACACUAACUUGCAGUUCAAAUUAAUCCCAAAGUCUUCAUCUUCCUCUCAUAAUGUAUUAUUGUUGACUCUAGGUUGUUUUGGAAUAACAGUGAAUAUCCAGUAUGCAAAAUGCAUACCAUUAGAAUUAGAAUGAAGAAGUGUUUCUUUAUCUCAUGAUUUGGUUUUGUAUUGCUGAAGACUGAACCAAGUGCCUCAUUUGUGCUGGGCAAUUCUGUAAAUGAACUAUAUCUCUGUGUAGAACUUUCUGGAACUUAGAAAUUAUGGAUCCUAACAUUUUCCAUUUCAUCCAAUUAUAAACCCUAUACUUUAUAUAUUCAGAUGUUUCAUAUUCUAAUUAGCUGUUUUAGUCUUCAAUUACAGUGUUGCAGAAAAUUGUGUUUCUUCCUCUGGGGGGCUUUCUUCUAUAUAUUAUUUUUGAAUCUUGAAAAAUGUACAGGUUUCCGGAUUCCCUAAGUCCCAGGAGGAAUGCUCUCUUUCACAAGACAGGUGGAGCAAGAAGAGGACAUCUAGUCCUUCUUUUGUUUUUAUGAUUCUGUUGCUGCAGUGUUGCUAGUCACACUUGUCCUGGAGAUCAGUAGAGCCUGACCUCUAUGAUGAGGCUGCCUUUGUUGAAUCAGUUCUCUAAUGAUUUAUGGCAGUUCACAUUGACACUGAAAAGUUACAAUAUUUUAAUUGAGCUGUUAGUCCCAAAGUGACAGUGCUUUCCUUUGGCUGCUGGGAGUUUCAGCUUGUGCCACACCCAUUGCUACCUAUUUGACCAUUCUCAUUUAUUCAGAACCUUCCAUGGAUCCACAUGUCAUUUUAACCCUAGACCUUUAUUGUUUAUUAACUGUGAAGAGUCUGUUCAUCUCUUUUGGUAGAAAAUAUGCCUUGGGAUCAUUGUAAGCUGUCAUGAAUGUUUAAAUCAUGUUUCAGGGAAUAUCACAAAUCUUUAUUCAGUACUACUAGAAACAGACCCCUUUGCAUUUUGUGCAGCAUCCUUUCCUAGGUGCUAUGAGAGCCAAUAUUAUCAUUCUCUGAGUAGUUGUCAGCCUUAGUCUGUAUUUAAGAGACCUCAUUCACAUUAUGUUCCAAUGGAAUCCAUGGGUAGGAUAGGAUUUUAUCUUGGAAGGAAUUUGGACACAAACAGACCAAUCAAUCUUUCUAACAAGGAUCUGUAGGUUCAGAGCUUGAUUAGGUACAGGAAGACUGCAAGUAACUAAGUGACAUUUUGUAAAGUGUUAGUUUGAAGUUUUUGGUCAUUGUGUGUUUGGUAAUAGCGAACAAUCAUUUUAUUUAGUGGAAAGAAAUCACAUGAUAAAAAGCUUAUAUUUUCAAGUUGUUAAAUAGCUCAUUUUUCCCCAAAUGAUAAGACAAAAUUAGAGCAGCUAUCAAUGUAAUUUAGAGGGCUUAUGAUGGUAAAUUCUAAUUAUCAAGUCAUGAAGCUUAAAGUCUCCUGGAGGAGGGGUGUCAGUGAGUGAUCAUUUAGAUCAGAUUGACCUGUAAGAUGGUCAGUGGGGAACUUUCUUGAUUGUUGAUAGAUGUGGGAAGACCCAGACUAGGAGUAGCAUCAUUUCCUAGGCAGGAGUCUGUUGUGGAAUAUUAAUUUAAGGUGUGU